Messenger RNA from Henningerozyma blattae CBS 6284, 582 nucleotides. RefSeq lists its product as uncharacterized. The coding region runs from base 1 to 582 and encodes 193 amino acids. The transcript has a single exon. NCBI's taxonomy places the organism in Eukaryota, Fungi, Ascomycota, Saccharomycetes, Saccharomycetales, Saccharomycetaceae. The record is from RefSeq and is a predicted model, not a curated record.
AUGCCACUAGCAAAACCGCAGACAGCUUCUUUCUUUUUCGUUGCUUUGCUCGCCGGACUCUUCGCCCGAUGUCCGCUUAUAGAAACACGAAUGGAAAUAGACACGGAGAUGAAUACCGUAACCGAUACGGUAAUAAAGACGGGCCCGGAGAAUCUCCCCAGAAUCGACGCAGCCACAAUGCCUGCAGCACCGACUCUGCGUUGCUCCGAAAGGGUCCUACAGCCCAGACCACCCCGCAGAACACCCUGCCAACUCACGGUGUCUCACCAGCACGUGGCCAGAUCCGGUGCAGAGUAUUACGAGGCGAGCCACACACAACCACACAUGUGCCUGCGGAUGCCUCUAAGCCCCGUCGACCCAGCCCCAGAAAAUGACGUGGGCCCUGACGCCACCCUGCACGCCUGCGCCGCGUUCUGUGCCCCAAUCCCGCUCGAGUUCCGCCGCGCACUGCGCCUGGCUCUGGGCAGGACGUCCCGAUCGGGCAACCACCCCCGGCGCUGCGCGUUUUCUCUGCGUGCACGACGCAUUACGCAAUGCACGGACGGAGGAACGUCUCCAAGCAAUAUCCAUCAGUAUAAAUAG